AUGGAAUAAGUUUUUUUUUUAUUUCAAUUCAUUGGAAGUCAAAACAAGAGAAAAAUUUGAGUAAAUCGAAACGUAGAAGUAAUACUGUCACUGUUACCAACUAUCACUGUCUUUCUGACAGUCAUAUUUGUCAUCUGUCAUAUAAUUUAUAGAAAAGUUGCGUUGUUAUCAAUGUACUUUGAAUUCAUUUAAUUGUUAACUCGGAUGGUUUACAUGUUGACCUUUGUUUAAUUACUUUGUACUAACUUCUUACGACAUACAACGAGUGCACUAAGCGUUAACUCCUCUUAUCUACUAAUCAUGAUUAUGAUAUGACUUAAAGUGAUUUGAGUUUACGAAAAAUUAUUGAUAUUUCUUAGUAUUCCAAUAUUAUUACAAGGAAUUCGCCAUGAGUGAGAGACCACAGCCAUUAAAGGCCAUAAACCGUUUCUUCGAGGGCAAGGAGCCAUGGCAGGUGGCUACUAUGACCGCUACAUCUGUGCUUGCUGUUGUCUGGGCGCACAGUCUCUACAAUGGCAGAGAGAGUGUAGCAACAAGGCUAAGGAAAGAGUUCUUCCGUUGGCUUCGUCAAGUGCCUAUGGUGAGACGUAAAAUUGAAGAGAAAAUGGCGGAAAUUAAGCGCGACUUCCAGAAAGAUAUUACAAAGAGAUUGGCCGGAGUGACAGUUAGAAGGGAACUUCCUACUUCUGGUCUCUCGGCUGAACAGAUCGCUGAAGAGAUUAAAGAUCAUCUUGCAUUGGGUACUUACGACUGGCGUGGCGGGAGCGUGUCUGGUGCUGUGUACCAUCUCAGUGAGGAGAUAGCGAAGGUAGCGUGCGACGCGUACGCCCUCACCGCGUACACUAACCCAUUGCAUGCUGAUGUCUUCCCCGGUGUCAACAAGAUGGAGGCAGAAGUGGUCCGGAUGGCGGUUAACCUUUUCCAUGGCGAUGAUGAAUGCUGUGGCACUGUAACAACAGGUGGCACGGAAUCAAUAAUAAUGGCUUGCAAGGCAUUCCGUGAUUUAGCGGUCAGCAAGGGUAUAUCCAACCCUCAGAUAGUGGUUCCUUCCACUGUCCACUCCGCUUUCGACAAGGCGGCGCAGUAUCUCAACCUGUCCGUGGUCACGAUACCAGUCUGUCCUGAUACGUACACAGUGGAUGUAGAGGCUGUUAGAAACGCGAUUGGUAGGAGGACUUGUUUGAUCGUAGGCUCGGCGCCUAACUACCCGUACGGUACAAUGGACGACAUCGCGGCGUUGUCGGACAUCGCGCAGGAGUACGGCGUGCCGCUGCACGUGGACGCGUGUCUGGGAGGGUUCGUGGCGGCGUUCAUGCCUGACGCGGGCUAUGACGUCCCGCUGUUCGACUUCAGACUGCCUGGCGUCGCUAGUAUAUCUGCCGAUACGCAUAAAUACGGGUACGCACCGAAGGGUACGUCAGUGGUGUUGUACCGGCGCGCGGAGUACCGCCACUGCCAGUACACCGUCACCACGGAGUGGCCCGGCGGCGUCUACGGCUCGCCCACUGUCAAUGGCAGUCGCGCGGGCGGGCUGAUCGCGGCGUGCUGGGCCACCAUGAUGUAUGUGGGCCGCGACAGAUAUAUUCAGAUGACAGAUGAGAUCAUCACCACAGCCAGAUAUAUAGAAAAAGAGAUACGUAAGAUCGAGGGUCUGUUCGUGUUCGGGAAGCCGGUGACGAGUGUGGUGGCUUUCGGCUCCAAGCAGUUCGACAUCUUCAAGUUCGCCGAACUGCUGCACAAGAAGGGCUGGGCGCUCAACGCACUGCAGUUCCCUUCAGGAGUGCACAUCUGCGUGACGCACGCGCACACGCAGUCGGGCGUGGCGCAGCGCUUCGUGGCGGACGUGCGCGCGGUGGCCGCGGACUGCCGCAGCGCGCACGGCGGCGAGCCCGUGCAGGGGAAAAUGGCGAUAUACGGCGUGGCUCAAGAGAUAUCUGACCGCAGCUUGGUUUCCGAUAUUACGAAGCAUUUCAUCGACUCCAUGUAUUACCUUCCCACGCCUGAAGAAAAGUAGAUAUACCAAAUUAUGCAGUUCUUAGGUUUUUAAUAAGAGAAAAUAAAACGGCCCGUACUACUUGUAAAAUGAAAAUUUCAACAGACAACUUUAAAGGGAAUACAAAAAUAAACCGUUAUUUAAAUUAAAAAUAUUCAUAAAAAAAUACCUCUUCAAGUAUUGAAAGACUGUAAUAAAUUCAAUUACCAAAUUUUAUAAUUUAAAAUAUUCCAAUAAUAAGUGCUUUGUACAUUUUCAUAUUAAACUACAAUAAACAAAACAUGGGAACAUAUAAAGUCAAUUCCUAGUAAAAUUCGUAAAUAAAAUCAUAAUUAUAAAUAGUGACAUCUAUGACAUUUCAUUGAAAUUAAAACGUUUCAUCGAUUGGACAUAGAUGGCGCUAAAUUCAAUGACAAAGUAUGUUAUUGCUAUCUUCAUAAUUUCUUUAAAUAGAAGAGAGACAGCAAUGUGUUUAUGGUUUUUAAGCUUCAUAGUCAUGAUUUAUUUCAUUAUUUAUUUGGAUUAAGGGUUUAGUAGUAUAUUCUAUUUAAUUAUUUCGUUUUAAAACUUAACUUUUACUUUGUAAGUUAUAGUUUGGUGAUUGUAUGUAGUAGUGUUGUAACGGAACCCCGCAUCUGCUUCCGUUAUUUCUUAUGCGGAGUUAUAACGGAGGUCAAUUUACGUCUUUUACGCGAAUAGGAUGAUUAGGUAUCGUUUAUGCGGCUCGCGCAGGCGUGAUAAGUCACCUAACUAUAAUUGUUAUACAAUAUAUUUGCAUAAUAUAGUGUAUCUUGUAAAUAUGUACCAAUCUGUAUUUUAAAUUAACGUAGUUUUAGUUUUUAUUUCUUUAAUAAAUCGCAAUUAAUAUUUUAUUAUUGACCUCCGCUUCUGCAGAGGUGAACUCCGCAUCCGCAUCCGCUUCCGUUAAAAUGGCCUCCGUUACAACCCUAGUAUGUAGUAUCAAAUGCCAUAUCAAAAUUAAGCACAAUUAAAUUAUUUUUGGUAUAUCAUUUGUCUUUUCCGUAUUUGCAUUUAUGAGCGAUGUUAUUUUGUUCAUUUAAUGGACGUAAAAAAAUUUGUACCUUAUGUCUACGACGUAAAGUCUAUAAUUUGUUUAUAUUAUAUUUA
Papilio polytes (common Mormon) is the source of this 3121-nucleotide messenger RNA. RefSeq names its product sphingosine-1-phosphate lyase (gene Sply). Bases 389 to 2014 code for a protein of 541 amino acids. NCBI's taxonomy places the organism in Eukaryota, Metazoa, Arthropoda, Insecta, Lepidoptera, Papilionidae. Gene Ontology annotation, biological process: carboxylic acid metabolic process; sphingolipid catabolic process. The transcript is spliced from 11 exons. The record is from RefSeq and is a predicted model, not a curated record. Gene Ontology annotation, cellular component: endoplasmic reticulum. Gene Ontology annotation, molecular function: pyridoxal phosphate binding; sphinganine-1-phosphate aldolase activity.